Pogonomyrmex barbatus (red harvester ant) is the source of this 3580-nucleotide messenger RNA. RefSeq names its product centriole duplication and spindle assembly protein centrobin (gene Cnb). NCBI's taxonomy places the organism in Eukaryota, Metazoa, Arthropoda, Insecta, Hymenoptera, Formicidae. Gene Ontology annotation, biological process: centriole replication; centrosome separation; regulation of cilium assembly. Gene Ontology annotation, cellular component: centriole; centrosome. The record is from RefSeq and is a predicted model, not a curated record.
UAUAUAUAUAUAUAUAUAUAUAUCUUCGCGAUGCAGCUUGUUACGCAACGGAUUAGAAAUGAUUAAUCGCCAUUUAUGAUCCGUUACUCGGACACACGAAAUAUACUUCGUAUUGCCAUCUCGUCAUCGUGUGGAUAUACGCUGCACGAAGCCGAAACCUAACCUAAUCCGGUACGGCGCAUCCAACUACUUCUCUGUUGUAUACAAACAUCAAUGACGGGACGGGGCUUUGCGAGCGCUUUGCAAAUAUCGACUGGCCUGUGUUAAAGCCGGUUAAUAAUUCGCUACCGGUGGCAGAUGACUGUUUAGAUGGAUAAUGAGCGAGUCCGAUGACACGGAUGUUCUGCUCCUGAUCCCGCCCGAUAUAUUCCACGUCCCGUCGUCUGAUUCCGACACCAGUUCGUGCAAUCACGGGAGAACGGAUUGUGGCAGGACCGGUAUUAUCUCGGAGUUGGUGGGGCAUAUGCAAUCGCUGGAGUCCCGAAUUUCCGCUAUCGAGUCCAGGGAGUCCAGCAGUCUGGACGUAUCCGUGCAAAACAGUUUGCUUAACGAUUCACAGCCGUCUUAUCCUUACCUCCGGCAGACCCUACCUAGAACCAGGUUCUCUGCAAGUCAGGGUGCCAGCUUGCAAAAUACCCCAGUGAAGCCGCGUAAAUCUUUGUCGGUCCCUUCCACUCCCAAUGGGUAUUCGUCGCAGCUCUGCACUAACUCCUUGAAGAAAGACCCAACGCGAUCUGCGUGCUACGUUUCGACAGCUGCUACUUCUAAUUCAACUAAUACUAACACUCUCACCUGGGCCAAGCAUGAUGCUCUAACAUCAUAUUCUGAUUCUUCUGUGAUACCUCAAACUUCCUGCGGUACUGGGCUUUUGCAUGCCACUGAUAUGUCCGCAAAAAAGGAUCCCUAUUCGUCCCUUCGACCAAAUGAUUGUUCUACAAAUAACUUGUAUUAUAAACCCUUCGCUUCUUCCUCAUAUUCAACAGUACCUCCAUCAAAUUCAUCUAAUGCAUCAUUAGGUCAACCACUGGUUACACGUUCCAGAAUAGUACAAGAGAUGGAACUAUCGGAGGUUGAUGAAUUGCUUCAAGAAAUGGAAGCCACUGAAUUAGAAUUAUCAAAGAGAAUAAAUAACACUAGCGGAUAUCAAUAUCGCAAUGAGGUAGUUCAUCCAACGUUAUCAAAUCAAACUGUUGCAACUACUGCAAGUAGUCAAGAAAAGGAAGUACAGCAUAAGCCUGGACCACAUCGAAAAUUAGAUUUUCAACCAUGGGAGAACAAAGAUACUCAACUUACUGAUACGUCAGCGUUUUCUCAAAAGAAAUCGAACAAUGCAUUCCCUGAUAUAUCAUUACCGUAUAGCGAUUCAUUCCAUCUAAAUGAAACUGAUAAAAUGAUCUCUGAAUUUAAGACAUGGGAACGAAAUGUUCAACAACCUAUUCCAAAACCAAAUGGAUAUACAAUAGGAAGUGUAAAAAAUGUAGAUCAUUCAUCUAAUGUAACGUCUGUUGCAAUUGAGAAUAUUAAAUCAAAAGAAUCAAUAUCAGAUCCACAUAUUCUAACAACAGAUGAAUCGAGUAAAAGCAAUGUUCAUAUUCAAUUAAAAUCUUCCAUUACGAAUACAGAUUCCACCUCACAUUUUAAUGAAUUAGUUAAACUUUCUGGCAUGAUGCCACAAAAAAUUGUACAAUCCAAUAAUUCAGAAUCUUUGCUAAACUUUGGUAAAACAUCAUGUUAUAAUGGAAAUUUAUAUGAUAAAGAAAAAUCUGACCUUGGAAAGAGCUCGGUACAUGUCGGAACAAAUACAGAUCUUCAUUUAAGAAAAUGUCAACGACUUUUGUCACUUUCGGAUUUUUGGGAUUCUAAUCCAACUAGAUCACAAGAAGAAAUGCUUAGGAUUAAGAUCGAAGAGGAGAAAUUCCGUAGAGAGCAUUGUGAGCAUCUAAUUCAGGAACUUCAGAAACGUUUGUUGGAACAACAGGAAAAAGUAGCAGUAGCAGUUAGAGUCGAUAAUGAGAAAAAUGUCUUGAUAUCUCAAUUCCAUACAUCUUGGUCUAAACUAAAACAACAAGUCGAAAUAUUAGAAAUUGAACAUAAAAACUCACAGACUAAUUUACAAAAUAUCACCGAAAAGCAUCAAUCUGAAAUUUCUGAACUUCAAACUCAAAUAAAGCGACUGGAAGGAGAAUUAUCGAAAGCUUUAGAUUUGGCUGCUGGAUAUAAAGAAAAGAGUGAUGCUACGGUCAAAGAGAAAAUUGAUUUACUCAAAGCCCAUGCAGAUGAAUUAGAAAGUUAUAAAUUAUUGGUCCAAGAAGCAGAAAAUAGAUAUGAACAAAUGAAGACAGAAUUUAACAAGUUAUUAGAAAAGAAUCAACAGAACGAGGAAACAUUAAGAAGUGUUCAAGUAGAAUUGAACAAAGAACGUUUAAGAGGAGGUGAGGUGCGGAGUGAAAUGGGUGUUAUUCAUAAAGCACUAGAUGCUUGCGAAGCUGAGUUGACAGUGCUCAGACAGGAAAAAGAAAAUUUGCAACUUAAGCUUAAAGAAGAGAUAAAUAGAAAUUCUAUUUUGGAACAAAAAAAUUCAUCGUUGCUUGAAUCUAUUGACGACGCUAAGAAAGCAGAAAAAUUAGCUAAAGACGAAAUCAAAUCUAUUGUAGAGCAAAAGGAAAAAAUCCGCGCAGAAUUACAAGAAGUUUAUCAGAAACAAGUUGAUGAAGUGGUAAAAACAAAAUUACAAGAAUUUCAAACACAACUUGACAAUGCCGAAUCAGAAUUUUUAGAGGAACUGAAAACAAGGCAGCAAGUUAUAGCUGAAUGCGCUGCCAGGAAAAUAAAGGAUGUUAUCGAUAAACAUCGUUUAGAGAUAAACUUGUUGGAAGAAAAACAUAAAGAGGAGAAACGAUUAUACGAAUUGCAAUUAGCUGAAGCUUUACAGAGAUCAUCUAUAUUAGAGACACACUUGAAUUCUCAGCGUGCAACUAAAUCCCAACUUGCGGAACAAUUGCAUUCCGUUAUGCAGAAGCAAUGGCAACAGGCUCUGGAUAUUAUAUCAGGCGGUAAUAUGGAUAACCUUACUCCGAUUCAACAACUUCAUGCAAAAACAUAUCUUGAUUUUAAAGGCCCUAAAAAGUCUGAAUCAAUGCCAAACUGUUACACUAAACUUUCUCAGGGAUCGAUAAAACAUAUGGCUCAACCUUCAGAGGUACAAAAUCUGAUCGGUAGACCUGAAGAUCAAAAUGAAAGCGUAAUAACAACGAAUUCUACUGAAAAUACGCCGUUGAUCACUAGAACUGCAUCUAAAGACGAUCUUCGAAAAUAUGUGAAAAUGAUUGCAGAAAUGCAUUUAGCAAAAGAAGAUAAAGAUAAAAAUCCAAAACCCAGAAGCAGCAUUUCAAGUCCGCCAUUAGAAUGUAGGGAGAUACCGCGAAAACAUUAUUUAAAAAAGGAAUUAAGUAUAAUGAGUGAGGACAGCAUUAUGUGGCAACCAGAAUCCGAGACAACACACGAUGUUAGUGAACACAUACCUCUCCCACAAAAAAUUACAAAAAUAGAUCAGCAAAGGAACAAACCUCCUUGGAAAUGA